AUGGCCGACCAAGACCUCCUCACCUACGCGCAAGACGCCGCCUCCCGCGGCGACGACCUCUUCUCGAUCCUCGGCACCGACGCCACCGCCUCCUCAUCCGACAUCCGCCGCGCCUUCCGACGCAAAGCCCUCACCGCGCACCCGGACAAAGCCGGCGACGCGUACGAUCCGCAACUAUACGAGCGCCUCGAACGAGCGCGCGAUGUACUCACCACCGCCGAGGCGCGCGCGGUGUAUGACAAUGGCAUGCGCGCGCUGCUGCAGAAGAGAGUGGAGAGGGAGCAGAUGUCGGAGAAGAGGAGACGGUUGGUGGAGGAUUUGGAACGGAGGGAGGCGGAGGCGGCGAAGAGGGUGAGGAUGGAGGGGGGCGCGGUGGGGCCGGAGGCGCAGGAUAUGGAGAGGAGGGCGAUGGCGGCGAGGGGACGGGCGAAGAUGGAGGAGAUGAGAAAGAAAAGGGAGGAGGCAGAGGUUAGGGAACGGUUGGCGGGGGAGAGGAGUGCUGCUGCUGCUGGUGCUGCUGCGAGGGAGGCGGCAGUACCACCGCCAAAACCUGAUGCCACGGCAGAUACGACACAAACACAAAUACAAAAACAAACACAAAAACAAACACAAAUACCAGACGACGGCCCAACGCCGGGCGAACAAGACUACGACUCGCGCAUCGCAGACCUCGAGAAACGGCUGCGAGAAUCGCAGCAGCGCAAGGCAGAGAAACAGCAGCGCAAGGAGGAGCGCAGGGCAGAGAAGAAGACGAGAAAGGGGUCACCGCAGGCACAGGCACAACCACACCUGGCGCACGAGACCACACACACACAUAACUCCCAUCACCCUUCCGCAGCGCACGCAGAACCACAGGCUGACGAAGAUAGGGUGUCUGCGCCUGGUGAGAAGACGACGACGACGAAGACGACGACUACGGUAUCAACAGAAUCGGAAACGGGAGCGGGAGAAACAGGAGCAGCAGAAACAUCAGGCGCACCCAAAGCGAGUGACAAGUUUGCGUCAACGCUGGCUCGGUUACGGGCGGCUCAGGCGAAACGGGAGGAGGAGAAGAGGAGGGCUGCUGCUGCGUAG
This is a messenger RNA of Dichotomopilus funicola, 1074 nucleotides long. RefSeq lists its product as uncharacterized. The transcript has a single exon. The coding region runs from base 1 to 1074 and encodes 357 amino acids. The record is from RefSeq and is a predicted model, not a curated record. Lineage: Eukaryota; Fungi; Ascomycota; Sordariomycetes; Sordariales; Chaetomiaceae. Gene Ontology annotation, cellular component: spliceosomal complex. Gene Ontology annotation, biological process: spliceosomal complex disassembly.